Messenger RNA from Hymenoscyphus albidus, 872 nucleotides. NCBI's taxonomy places the organism in Eukaryota, Fungi, Ascomycota, Leotiomycetes, Helotiales, Helotiaceae. The record is from the annotation of a GenBank genome assembly.
AUGCAUGAGAAGGAUAGAGCUUUAAUCCAGUCGGUUCAGGGCUUUUUUGGUAAUAUAGGUUAUGUAUCUAAAGUUAAUAAUACUUCUACUGUGGAAUUUAGAGUUAGUACUUUAAAAGAUCUAGUUGGCGUAAUUCUUCCUCAUUUUGAUAAAUAUUCAUUAAAAACGCAAAAACGUUUAGAUUAUCUACUAUUUAAAGAAAUUCUUUUUCUUAUGCUAAAUAAAGAACAUACUACUUUAGAUGGUAUACAAAAAAUAGUUAAUAUUAAAGCCUCUCUAAACACAGGUUUAUCUAAAGAUUUAAAAGAUUCAUUUCCUAAAUCUAAUCCUACUACGCUAAAAACUAUGGAAAGCUAUGAUACAUGUGUGAUACAGCAAAAAAGUAAUAAUUUACAUCCAGAAUGGUUAGCUGGAUUUUGUACAGGGGAAUCUAAUUUCUUUAUUGCUGUUCAAAAAUCUAAAACUAAAAGUGGUUUAUCUGUUUCAUUACGGUUUUCGUCCUAAGGUGAGCUCAACACUCAAGAGAUCUAUUACUAUUAGAGAGCUUUAUUCAUUUCUUUGGUGGUGGCUUUGUAAUGAAAUAUAAACAACGUUCAGUGUGUGAAUAUACUAUUACAAAAAUUGAUCUCAUUAUUGUAAAUAUAAUACCUUUUUUUGAUAAACAUCCUAUAUUAGGGUCAAAGCACUUAAAUUUCUUAGAUUUUAAGACUGCGGCGCAUAUUAUUAAGAAUAAAGAACACUUGAAUGAAGAUGGGUUAGGUUUAAAUCAAAUUUUAGAACUAAAAAGAAGAAUUACGUCCGUUUACUCGAAUAAAGCUAUAAAUAAUCACAAUGUUAUAUACGGCACAGAGAAGCCAGAUCAAAAAAGGUAG